AUGACUCUCUGGAUCAAACCUUCCGCUUUGCUGGCGCACAGUCUGCUCGCGUUUUCGCGCGGUAGCCACGCCGAGAUUGCUAUUGUUGAGCUCCGCAUCGUUUAUGGCUAUCUUGUUCUUGGCAUGAGCGCAGAUGGGGGAUCCAUCGCUGCGAGCGUCGUCAGCACUCGCCAGCUUUCUGCAAAUACUUGGCAGCACAUCGCUGCUCGCAUCAACGGGACCACCGUCACCUUGUUCCUGGACGGCGAGCUUGUGGCAACGGGAAGCAUGCCAGCGAUCCCCGCUUGGUCUACUCUGUCUCUUGGUGGCCGUCCCAAUGGGGAUACCACACUUGCGUAUGAGGGCCUGCUGGACGGCGUGCGCCUCUACGACACAGCCAUUUCAGCUCCUGCGGUGGCUGCGCUAGCCCGCGUAACCCAAGAGCUUCCCACUCCUCUGUUUGUCGACUUUCCAGUUUCUGUCAAUGACACUCGAGUGGCAGGGAUGUGGCGCUUUGAACAGACCUCGGGCAAUUUAGUCCUGGACAGCAGCGGGCUAAAUCUGCACUUGCUUACACCGCCGGGUGCCGUAUGGGACUCAUCGUUUCGCCAGGGCCUGUAUCUAGCCGGCGCUGGCGAGCUGGCCACUGCCUUACCCUCAAAUGCCUACCUCUCCUUUGCCAUGGAUCUAGUGUUUACCCCACAAACUGUAUCAGGAAACCAGGCUCUCUUUGCGCUCUCUGAUGGCCAGACAGAUGUUGUGGCUCUCUACGUGAUCGACGGCAUUCCUGCACUCUACGUGCGAGACUCAGUCAGCCAGGAUGUGCACUGGAGCAGUGUUCGUUUGCCUCUGGCACAGCCCCAUGCCGUGCUCGUGACAUACGAUCACGCUCAACAUCAGCUAACCCUUUUCGUGAAUGGCACGCUUGAGGCCACGGCUUCGAUCAAUAUUAAUCGACCCGGAUUUGUUCAGCUGGUUUUGGGAGGGCGUUCCAGCGCCUUGGGCUCGCCUUACUAUGCCAAUGUUACGCUGCACCACGCCGCGUUGUACAACAUUGCGCUCCUGCCUGCCUCAACUAGCUCGAUGCCCACGCGCGAGGCUACCACCACGCCUGAGGCUACCACCACGCCCGAAACGGAUGAUGGUAGUGGGCUCGAUGCCACAUCUACGACUCUAGUCCAGACUUCUGUUCCUCAAACUUCUUCAAGUACCAUCGGCACUACCACAGGGCAGUACCGACAGCACGGUUGGGGCGACGGCAGAACCGACUUCUGCGUUCUCCACAUCUUUCGUUUCCGAUCUGCCAGCGACGACAUCUACAACACGGGGCGCUGCGACUACCCAGCCUUCAACCACUGUGGCUGCAAGCAGAGAGCCGACGUCCUCUAUGCCACAUUUCUCAACUUCAGGUGUGGCCUCAACGACGCCCGGGACAACAAGCAUGUCCUCGACACCGCCAAGCACACCUGCUUCGAGCUCAGGCUCGGCGAGUGCGACACCCUCAACAAUUACUCCCAAGCCGACCUCUCCUCUGAUCGUGACGACAAGCACGGCGCCACAAGGUGUGAGCAGCACGGCAAGUGGAGAUGGUUCGCUCUCCUCGACGAGUUUGCCUGCAGCGAGCACAGUAGAGGUCACUUCGAGCAUCGGCAGCGGUGCUGGUGGCAGUGUGUCACCAAGCACAGCGCCGGGCCUUCCUCUCCUUCCACGGAUGCAACAACCCCAAGCACCACGCGGAGCAAUGGGGAAAGGUCGACCACGAUGUCAAGUACGACGACAGGCUCGGACACAAGUAGCGGCGAUGCUGGCCUAUCGUCAACUUCAACUUCAACAACAACAACAACAACAGCAGCGACCAGCGCAGGCAGUGGUGAUGCCAGCCUUUCUUCAACCGCAACUCUACGCCCCACACGCACAGCGCUGCCGACGACAGCCACUUUAGUAUCCUCAUCCUCAGCAGCACCCAGCACGGACGCAGCGAGAACAACCUCGAGUUUUGUGACAUCAGCUUCCACCUCGGACUUUGGCUCGGGAAGUGGCGAUGUCGGCUUGGGUUCGACCGUGCCCUCAACCACAAGUAGCAGGGAAGAGACAACUCUGGUGACAACGCCGGUGACGACGCCGGUGACGACGCCGGUGAUGACUCCGGUGACCACUCUGGGGCCAGCGACAACGACAGAACCGGAUGCAGGCAGUGGGUCAACCUCCACGCUCCCGGUCAGUCCGAGUAACAGCCCAGAAGUGAGCACAGCGGCACACAGCACAAGUACGAGUACGACAGCCGCCCCAUCGACCAAUGACGCUACGACAACGUCCACCAGGGCCACGGUGCCCACGGUUGGGCCGCCGACAACGUCGACGGCUGGAACGACUACAACGGUUGUGACGGAAACGUCCGAAACCACGCCAGCAGCGAGCACGACCGCAGAUGGCAGUGUCAGCGACACUGUCGCUCCAACCUCAUCGACUGUGGCGACAUCAGACGCCGGCUCAGGUGGCAGCGGCGAACAGCUUUCCACUGUCUCAAGCUCGACAGGGCCGAUUUCGACGGAGCCGGUUACUGGUAGUGGAGACGACGGCUUGUCCACCCCUUAUUCAUCUAGCCCCUUGACAACAUCGACGACGCCCACCGAUGCAGGCAGCGGCGAUAUGAACUUCUCCUCAACGGUGGUAACAGCAAGCACUUUGGCGUCAUCGACCACAACCGGUGGGGCCAACGGCAGUGGUGACCAUGCUUGGACUUCGACGACGAUUGCGAACCGCGAGACUACUGACGCUGGUAGUGGUGAUGUAACAAUGACCUCGACAACGGCUGUCACGUCUACCGAGGCCGUGACCUCUUUGCCAGCCACAACAAACAGUCCUGUUCCGACCCCAGCGUUUCCUACCACCACCAUGCCAACUGCUACCACUUCACAUAGUCCGAUGGAGAGUACUAGCACGCUGGUUGGGUCAACGGGCGUUCCGACCACGUCGAUGGUGGACGAAAAUGAAAGUGGAAGCGGUGACAGCAGCGGGGAUGCGGGAGUGUCGACGCUUACGACUAGCUCAGCCACCUCAUCGACGGCCAGCAGCACGACUGCCACUGUGACAUCGGCAAGCACAAGCCUGAGCUCGAGCGAUUCCGCAUCAACAACCACGACGUCUACCCAAGGGCAAACUGAGGACCCUGGCAGUGGUCAGGGAAGCGGUGACAUGUCUACGUCAACCACCAUGUGGCAGACAAGCACCACUAGUGAGAGUGGGUCAGGGACGUCGACUCUGCCCAUCUUUUCCACAAGCCUUUCCACUCAAUCAGACCAACAAACCUCAACCCUUCCGCCUACAACGUCGGCCGCUCCUAGGACCACCACAGCUGCACCAAUCUCCGUUGUCACGACGGCAACCACCACAGAUGCAUAUGUUGUAACGGCAAGCACAACAACUCCCCCCUCGACGUCUGAUGCGGCCUCAGGUAGCGGCGAAGCCUCUGACUCCAUCGGAGUCAGCAAGUGCGUCCUUGGUUUCGACUGCAAGUACCACUGCGUCGGGCGACGGCGAGGGCGAGGGCGAAAGCGGAAGUGGCACCAUGUUAACGACGCCAGCAACGACGCUAGCAACGACAGCAACAACGGCAGCAACAACGACAGCAACGACAACAACGACAGCAACGACGACAGCAACGACAGCAACGACGACAGCAACGACGACAGCAACGACGACAGCAACGACGACAGCAACAACGACAGCAACAACCAUGCUGCCACGAACAACAAGUGUCACAUCCACAUCUCCAGUGCCAACAACCACGACUGUGAUUGUUCGAGCACUCCCUUCGUGCCUGGCUCCACUUCUUUCUCGACAGCUACGACCUUGCCCACGACCACGUCCUCUAGCGCACCCUCAACAUCCAGGACUGAGACCACCUCGCCCGAUACUGUCACAUCGUCCAACCCAACUACAGCACAGGCCACCACGACGCCCCUGGAGCAGUCGGGUAGCGGUGAGGAGGUGCUGACCACAACCUUGCUUCCCUCCACAACCACUGAGCUCACUACGGGCUCUUCUAAGUCAUCAACUGGGACAACCACGGCAGCGGGCACAACAACGCCUACGUCGACGAUUGCAGCCACGACCUCAUCUUUCGUUGAUUCAACGCCACGAACGACAUCGGCCUCCUCGACAACGCCCCAUACUACCACGGUCCUCUCAACAGACUCGAAUACAGGCAGCGGCGACGACACAUGGACCACCGCAAGCACUUCGUUUAGUACAGUUCCUACUUCGACGCCGUCUGCCAGCGGCUCAGGCGAGCUUACCACCUCUGUUCGUACCACAACAAGUGCGAGCCCAGCAACCACGAGUUUGAGCGUCACGACAACAAGUACGACGGCCGAGACAGACACAAGCACACUAUCCGCGCUCAAUACGACAAUUGCAUCAUCACCAAGCUCAAGCCCUAGGCCUUCAUCGAGCACGACUUUUGCAGAAGUGAGCUCCAAAGCCACGACGACCACGGGCACGACGACCACGGGCACGACGACCACGACCGCGGGCACGACGGCCACGGGCACGACGACGCUGGACACGACGUCAACCGACACUACGACGCCAGCAGACACUACGACGCCAGCAGACACUACGACGCCAGCAGACACUACGACGCCGGACACGACCACGACGGAGGCAAUCACGACGUCAGACAGCAUAGUCAUCAACACGACAAUCAUGAGCAACACAUCUCUAGCAGACGAUCGUUAUUUUCAGCUUCACUUUGGGGUUGCACUCGAGGACGUUCCCGAGGGAUUUGGGCAGCAGGUUGAAGAUACGGUAUCGGCCAUUGUCAAUGCCGCGCUCUCCGGUCGGCGCAGUGUGGUGCAAACCGUGGUUACGAGUAUCACGCGGUCCGAAUCAGACCCACAAAGUACCACUACAGUGCGCGGUUACUCCACCUUUGGUGACCAGAUUUUGGCUGGGGUGGACGUCGAGUCGUAUGUCAGUGAUGCAGGCGCCGCUCAGCUGGACGGUUUUGGCUACACUUUGACUGGGACCGGCGCCAGCACUUCAGAUCCCAAUCCGAGUAGGGAAGGUGCCAACGAUGACAGCAAUGUCAUUUGGGUUGCCGUGGUUUCUGUCUUGGCAGUCCUGCUUUUGGUUGCCGUCAUCGUGGCAUUGAUCUAUUCCCGAGGGCGCCGCCGCGAAGAAACAUACGUGCUGGAUCAUAGCACUCUGGCAAGAUCUGAUGCAUCUGCGCCGGAAGAGCGAGCAUUAGCGGUGCCUUCCACGGUACGGGUGCACAACAAGCUUGCCUUUGUUUCCUCGCCAUCACACCAUUUCUCAACCACACAGCGACGCGGUAGCGAGGUGGGCGUGUCGCCAGCCAGUUUGGUACCACCCUUCUUGAAUAUUCCGCCGCCACCGACAUCAGCCCAAGAGCCCACAAGCGUGCUAGCCACAGAGCUGUCUCCUUCAGCAAGUGCAUGGCCGGCCGCGCCCUCCGACGCUGCGCGCCCCCGAAUGCCCACAACGCGCACACUCUCCGUUCAGUCAGAUAUGCCAGGCCACCUGCAGGGGCGCAGCCGGCAUUACCAGCCAACGACAUCGGUGUCCUCGCUCGAACUCAGAGCCAGUGGUGCCAGGGGCUGGGCACGCGCCGAGGCGGAGCGGACAAUUCCAGCCAAUUUGCAGCGGAUUCAAAUUCGAAGCGCCAGCUUCAGCGAGCUCAUCCCAUCGGAUGCCUCGAGCUUAUCCGAUGAGGAGGGUUCUGUUUUUGCAAGUUCAGGAGCAAGUGCCAACUUUGCAAAACAGCAACAGCAUCAACAUCAGCAGCAACCGAAACAGCCCUUGCAUGGCCGCGUUCGUGCAUGGAGUAGCAACACGCAAUCAACGACAGUGGGCUCAUCUUUACCAGUCUCUGUCAGCUCCGAGUCACCUCCAUCGCCGACAAACACAACGGCACCUCACAGUCUAUGGCCUGCGUUGCGACAUGUGGUGGCUGCCAGCGCGCCCAGCGAAUCACUGCGCCAGCAAGCCCGUCGCGCCGAAGCCCGCCAAAUGCUGGAGGAUCGCCUGCAGCGUUUCCAUGCUCGCCAACGACCGACAAGCGUUAUGGUGGAUGAUUUCUUGAGCAUCAAUAGUGGUCGUAGUGCCACUCUCUAUGCCAAGCGAAAAGCACUACGUCCUACAAUUCUGCCAGCUGCUUCCGAGAGCUUGACCGAGCCCGUGGCACGAGCGUGGGCAGCAGAGCUACCCACAUCUACACGGCGUCCAUCUGAGCCUCAGACGGUCAGUGUGGCAGAAGCGCCUGGCAUGGUCCCUGAGGCGCACUCGACGCCCAUUGCUCAAGCCAUUCCCAGGGCCAGCAGACAACAGUCAUAUGAUGGUGCUGCCCUGCCGCAAACCUCGCCGGAUCGGCUCUUUGGUUCCACCGUGCCCGUCAAAGGGCACGGGCGAGAGAGCUACUCCGACUUUGCCACGCCCGAACGCGCCGCGUUUCAAGAGCUUGAUAGCGCCAUGGCUGCUUUUGCUGCAGGCGGCGCUCCACGUCCUUUCAGCGCCCGGAGUCGCCGAAAGUCCACAUUGUUUGCCAAUGAGGUGGCCCGAGGCGAGCCCGUGCCGGUCGUAGGGCGUGAUGGACGCCUUGGGCUAGCAGAGCCAAUUGAACGGCCUAGCGGUGAGACGCAUUGGGCUGCCGUCUAUGAUGAGGCCAACAGUGGCGAGAAUGAUGUCUUUUUGGAUGGUCAGACGAAUGACGGCGCCGGUGAGAACAACAGUGGGCCAAAUGCCGUGCUGCCACCGGCCCUGAGUCGGCCUUGGAGUGAGGGCGUGGCGGAAGCUGACGAAAGUUCCACGUUUCACAACAAUUCUUCACGUGUUACGACGCGGCCUGCAUCACGAUCCUCGCUUUGGGAUUUGUGGCGUGAUCGCCGCCAGCGCUUGAGCUUUAUUCAGCGCGCACACUCGGUAUCCACACCAUUUUCGCCGUCAGCCAACGAUUUGUCUUCUGACGAAGACGAUGGUUUUGAGGUUUAGGCACACACCAGACCUCUCUGUUCAUCUGCGCAUCAGCAGAUCUUUUUGAGUUUUUCUUUUGGUUCCCCCUCCUUUUUUUCAUUUUUUUUAUUUACAUCAGAUGUCAGUUUGUUUUCCUGUCGACGUUGUCGUGCUUCUGCCAU
Monosiga brevicollis MX1 is the source of this 7133-nucleotide messenger RNA. RefSeq lists its product as uncharacterized. Bases 1 to 6990 code for a protein of 2329 amino acids. The transcript has 5 exons. The record is from RefSeq and is a predicted model, not a curated record. Lineage: Eukaryota; Choanoflagellata; Craspedida; Salpingoecidae.